GUGCGGCAAGGAAAAGCAAAACAGAGAGCUGGAGAGUUGAGGCGACGACGACGAGGACGACGACUACAAACGUCGACUUUCAACCCACAGCGCAACUCGAACGGUGCGCCAAUACCGUCUGAACAAGUGCCGGAGAACCAACAUGGCCGAUACGCAAGCCACGUGUCCGAUGGAGUCGCAUUUCGUGAGGGGCGAACACACCUUGAAGGUCCCCAUGUCACUUUUUCGGGAAAACAGGGAACGACUCGCCGCUGUUCUUCGGGGAAAUACCGCCGUACCGGAAAAAGGUGCCUUCGUAGUCCUGCAGGGCGGCGUCGAGGUCCCGUUCAACGACACUGACAUCUCCUGGCCAUUCCGACAGGAAUCGUACUUUCAGUGGUGCUUCGGGGUUGAGGAACCAGACUGUUACGGAUGCAUUGACGUCACGACAUCCGAGUCCAUUCUGUUCUUCCCCCGCUUACCGGCCGAGUACGCGGUGUGGCAAGGCACCCUUUACACGACCGAUGACUUCCGGAAACGGUACGCGGUCGACAAGGUUUACUACACCGACCAGAUUGCGGAUGUUCUAAGCCAGCGGGGUGCCUCCAUGCUUCUGACGUUGAACGGAUUAAACACCGACAGUGGACUUGCCGCGCGCGAAGCUGUUUUCGACAAGAUUGGCCAAUUCAACGUUAACAACACGCUGUUAUAUCCGGAAAUAACGGAGUGCCGAGUGAUCAAGUCACCGAGGGAGAUCGAGGUCUUGAGAUACGUAAUAAAAGUCAGCUCCGAUGCCCAUCGUGCAGUGAUGCGAGCUGUCCGACCGGGUCUCGCCGAAUUUCAAGCGGAAGCUGCCUUUUUGCACCAUGCUUACUCCGUAGGUGGAUGUCGCCAUGUUUCUUACACUUGCAUUUGUGGAUCUGGCCACAACGCCUCUAUCCUUCACUACGGACAUGCCGGUGCACCGAACAACAGGGUCCUCAAGGACGGAGAUAUGUGCUUGUUCGACAUGGGCGCAAACUACUGCGGCUACGCAGCCGACAUAACCUGCAGUUAUCCGGCCAACGGCAAGUUCACCGAGGACCAAAAGAUGGUCUACAACGCGGUCCUCGAUGCCCGGACCGCCGUCAUGAACGCGGCGAAGCCUGGAGUGUCCUGGUCGAAAAUGCACCUUCUGGCGAACAGAGUGAUGCUGGGAAGUCUCGUCAAGGGAGGACUACUCGUCGGCGACGUUGACCAGAUGAUUCUAGCCGGUCUCGGCGAGGUUUUCCAGCCCCAUGGUCUCGGGCACUUGCUGGGUCUCGACGUCCACGACGUCGGCGGAUACCUGCCGGGUCAUCCCGGUCGUUCGAACGAACCUGGACUCCGGAAGCUGCGGACCGCCAGGACCCUGAAGGCUGGAAUGGUGCUGACCAUCGAGCCAGGGUGCUACUUCAUUAACUGCAAACUGGAUGAAGCAUUGGCUAACGGGGAUCAAGCCAAGUACAUCGUGAGAGAAGAAUUGGAGCGUUUCCGAGGCUGGGGAGGCGUGCGUAUCGAGGACGACGUCCUCAUUACAGAGACGGGAGUGGAGAACAUGACUGAUGUGCCCAGGACCACCGAGGAGAUCGAGGCCUGGAUGAGUGUCGGCAGAAAUUCCAAAUUACCUCAAGAGUGCAAGUUCUCCGACGCGUAGGUCAUCAAAAUUCGAUCAAAUAUAAGCAUCUGUGACGUGCUUCGCGGCUAGGACGCGAAUACAAAUGUCGAGGUGUCUGCUGCUCUUGGAGGAUCCAUAAACUCUGUGCACGUUCGGUGGUGCUCUUUAUUCACUCAAUAAUAAUCAACUCUUAUUCGGUCCAAAGGCUGCGCGGCCAAUUCUAAUUCUUGUUUAUUAAUCUUUGAACA
Molecule: messenger RNA, 1863 nt
Organism: Diprion similis
Lineage: Eukaryota; Metazoa; Arthropoda; Insecta; Hymenoptera; Diprionidae
Gene: Dip-C
Product: xaa-Pro dipeptidase
Exons: 9
Coding region: 143-1654 (503 amino acids)
Molecular function (GO): manganese ion binding; metalloaminopeptidase activity
Source: RefSeq, a predicted model, not a curated record